CCCUCUCCACCUCCACCUCUACCUCCACCUCCCUCCUUCCCAUCCACCGCAAAUCCCUUCCCUUGGCUUACUAGCUAUAUUGGCUGACAGAUUUGUAGUGUCUCUCGUAUUUAUGAACUCUGUGCGAUCUUUUUGUCAAUCUUGCAUCCAUGUUUUAGGGAAACAUUGCAGUGGAUCUUUGCAUGUUGACGCGCGUGCAGCGUUGCGUUUGCCCUCCCCUUUUUUUUGUUUCGGAGAUCACAAGCAGGCCCCUCUUCUUGUGUGUCGGAAGAGCAGAAAUCCCAUAGAAACCGUACCUUAAAAUGACCCCUUACUUCGUUAUAUAUCCCACCACCCUAUCCUGUACUCUCAUCCGUUUAUAACCACCACUUAACACCCUGCCAUAUCCCAUCUCUCUCUCUCUCUCUCUCUCUCUCUCGCUCGCUCAUGGAAUCAAAGAGCUCCGAUGAAAACUGUAACAACCCUAAUUCGGAGUUACACCCAUCCAAGCUCAUCAUGGCUUCCCACUUCCUUCGAGCCCUCUUUCGUAUACAGCAUACGACGACCGACUCCUCCUUCGCCGGCCGAAGCCGCAAGAUAAGGCGUGCUGCUUAUGCGUCGAUGGCUUACUCCGUCGGGACAAAGCGAGCGUGGAGCUCUGCUUUGCUCCGUAAGCUCCGCAGCCGCUCUCGGCUCCGGUUUCCCAAUCCUCGGAGAGCGAAAUAUGCGGCACUUCCGGGAAGGCCAAGGGUCGCGAGACCCCAGCAAAGGGAGAUGGACCAAGCAGAAGCUCUUCGCGAGUUGGUGCCAGGAGGGACAAGCAUGGACGACUGCAGGCUGCUCGAGGAGACAGCGGACUACAUACGGUGCCUUAGCACGCAGGUAAGGCUCAUGCAGGCGAUCAUGGAAUCGGUCUCUUUUUAGGCUCAGACGAAAACUCGAGCCAGAGAGAUACAAGACAUAUGAAAAGGGAAGUAUAUAGUCUGGUGGGUAAGUAUAGCUCUAUCCACAUCUACUUGCUAUUGUAAAUUAGACCGACUUAUGGUUGUCUGAUAUAUAUAGCAUCUGAUCACGAAGCUUAAAACUCGUACGUAAAUGUUUCCUUUCCAAUUAAAUGAAACUUGAUGAGAUAAAUUGCAUAUCGCGUCGUA
Musa acuminata subsp. malaccensis (wild Malaysian banana) is the source of this 1130-nucleotide messenger RNA. RefSeq names its product transcription factor IBH1-like. Lineage: Eukaryota; Viridiplantae; Streptophyta; Magnoliopsida; Zingiberales; Musaceae. The record is from RefSeq and is a predicted model, not a curated record. Gene Ontology annotation, biological process: regulation of DNA-templated transcription. Gene Ontology annotation, molecular function: protein dimerization activity.